CAUUCUUCGAUAUAGCUCCAUGGCAUAUUAGCGUUCCGAUUAUCCGUUCGUUCAUUUACAAUUUUGAGCCAUGGCUAAUAGAACGGUAAAAGAUGCCAAUAGUAUACAUGGAACAAAUCCUCAGUAUCUUGUCGAGAAGAUUAUACGAACACGUAUUUAUGAGUCCAAGUACUGGAAAGAGGAAUGUUUUGGACUUACAGCUGAACUUGUCGUGGACAAAGCAAUGGAACUGAAGUAUGUUGGUGGUGUAUAUGGAGGAAACAUCAAGCCUACUCCAUUCUUGUGUCUGACCCUAAAGAUGCUGCAGAUCCAGCCUGAAAAGGACAUUAUUGUGGAAUUCAUCAAGAAUGAAGACUUCAAGUAUGUCCGUUUGCUUGGAGCAAUGUAUAUGCGCCUGACUGGAACCUCUGUAGAUUGCUACAAGUAUUUAGAACCAUUAUACAAUGACUACAGAAAAAUUAAAAGCCAGAACAGAAAUGGAGAGUUUGAGUUGAUGCAUGUUGAUGAGUUUAUAGAUGAGCUGCUUCAUGCAGAGCGAAUGUGUGACAUCAUCCUCCCUAGACUUCAGAAGAGACAGGUUUUAGAGGAAGCUGAGCUGCUGGAUACUCGUAUUAGUGCUCUGGAAGAAGAUCUGGAUGAGGUGGAAACCAGUGAUGAGGAGGAUGAGGAAGAAGAGAAGCCAGAGAAGGUGCAGUCACCAGAGCCACACAGAAGAAGUUAUAGAGAUAUGGACCGGCCACGCAGGUCUCCUUCUCCACGCUACAGACGCAGCCGCUCACCCAGAAGACGGAGCAGGUCACCUAAAAGACGAAGUCCAUCACCCAGACGUGAGCGAGAUCGGGACCGUCAUCGCAGCAAAAGUCCCCGCAGGCACCGCAGCAGAUCCAGGGACAGAAGACAUCGCUCCAAAUCUCCAGGUCACCACAGAAGUCACCGGCAUCGCAGUCACUCCAAGUCCCCAGAAAGUCGGUCAAAGAAGAGUCACAAGAGAAGUCGAAGAGGAAAUGAGUGAUCUCCGUUUUCUGUGUGAAUUUUUUUUUUCUUGUUUUAUAGAUAUUUUUUUGCUCUGUAAUAUAUGGAGAAACAGAGCCAUUUCUGUCAUAAAAAGCUUGAACUUAUUCUGUGUAAAUUGCCCAAGCCCAGUUUAGUCCUCAUAGGUUUUUUAUGCUGUUUUAUACUUUUAAUUGACAUUUACAACCAGAAAAUUACAGAUUUUUUUUUCAUCCUGAAUUAACUGUACUUUGUAAAAUAAACAUUUGAUGUAUUGUAGUUUCCAUUUUUCCAGUUAUAAAGAUAAUGAUUGAAACAGUCUACAAGAAAAUUGACUUUGCUGUUAUUUUGGUGUGAUUUCAGUCUCUGAAUUUGGAGACUUCUGUACAGGUACAUACGAUUCUACAACAAAAUUGAAGUUGAACAGCUAAAGCCAAGAAAAGACUGGACAUAACCACUCUUGUACUGUUUUAGUGCUAUGGGAUAAAGUUGGCCAAACUGCAUUUAAUUUCAUUAGAGAGAUGAAAUAUUUAUUUUAAAUAUAAAGUAGGGUAAUAAGCAAAACGUAAAGCAACCUAACUUUUACUUUCACUUUUGAAUUUCAAAAGAAAAGACGUA
Sinocyclocheilus anshuiensis is the source of this 1608-nucleotide messenger RNA. Its product is annotated as pre-mRNA-splicing factor 38A. NCBI's taxonomy places the organism in Eukaryota, Metazoa, Chordata, Actinopteri, Cypriniformes, Cyprinidae. The record is from RefSeq and is a predicted model, not a curated record. The transcript has 10 exons. Bases 71 to 1012 code for a protein of 313 amino acids.